This is a messenger RNA of Phalacrocorax carbo (great cormorant), 1725 nucleotides long. Lineage: Eukaryota; Metazoa; Chordata; Aves; Suliformes; Phalacrocoracidae. The record is from RefSeq and is a predicted model, not a curated record.
CCGUGCCGUGCCGUGCCGUGCCGUGCCGGGGGCCCUCCCUGUGCCCCCGUUCCCCCCCUGCCCCUGCUUGUGUGUGGGGAGGGAUGAGCGGGAGGGACGCGGCGCGGGUCCUCGCGGAACUACAGCUCCCGGCGUGCAUUGCGCCCCAGGGAACUUGGGGGUGGGUCGGGGGGAAGAUGGCGGCUGGUAGCGCGGGGCGGAGAGGUGGCUGAGAUUAUUAUAUUUUUGCAAAAUUGAAGACAGAUUCCUGAGUAACAAUGCCUGGAAAAAUCUCUUUGCAACUGGUUUUCCUAUCAGUCGAUUAACCUUCAUGUGCAGCAUUGUUUGCUAUUGAUUUCUCAAUCAUGGGACGAAAGGGUGCUUAGCUGAACAGCCAAAGUUCUGCUUGAUUCCGUGUUCUGGAGUUCGUGUCUAUGAAGUAUACUAGCAAAUUCUGUUAGUAGCUGAUGUGUUCAAGGGAAUGACCUAUGACUCUUACUGGUAACCCAGCUGGCUCAAAGAAUACAAGCCUUUUGGUACCCAUGUAGAGGAGUGUGCUGUUGCUGUGCUGCUUUGCGUCCUCGCUACAAGCGUCUGGUAGAUAACAUAUUUCCUGAAGAUCCAAAAGAUGGUCUUGUUAAAGCUGAUAUGGAGAAGCUGACUUUCUAUGCUGUUUCUGCACCAGAAAAGCUGGAUCGAAUUGGUGCUUACCUAGCAGAGAGACUGAGCAGAGAUGUUGUCAGGCAUCGAUACGGGUAUGUUUUAAUUGCCAUGGAGGCAUUGGACCAACUUCUGAUGGCCUGUCAUUCUCAAAGUAUAAAACCGUUUGUGGAAAGUUUCCUUCAUAUGGUGGCCAAGCUUCUGGAAUCGGGCGAACCAAAGCUGCAAGUUCUUGGAACUAAUUCUUUUGUCAAAUUUGCCAACAUUGAGGAAGACACACCUUCCUAUCACAGACGCUAUGACUUCUUUGUGUCUCGAUUCAGUGCCAUGUGUCAUUCAUGUGACCACGAUCCAGAAACACAAACUGAGAUCCGAAUUGCUGGAAUCAGGGGCAUUCAGGGAGUGGUUCGAAAAACAGUGAAUGAUGAACUUCGAGCAACUAUAUGGGAACCUCAGCACAUGGACAAGAUAGUACCAUCAUUGCUGUUUAAUAUGCAGAAAAUAGAAGAUGUUGACAGUAGAAUAGGCCCUCCGUCCUCUCCUACAGGAGGAGAGAAAGAAGAAAAUCCUGCUCUGUUGGCUGAGAAUUGUUUCAGGGAACUACUAGGACGAGCGACCUAUGGAAAUAUGAAUAAUGCUGUCAGACCAGUUUUUGCGCAUUUAGACCACCACAGACUAUGGGAUCCUAAUGAAUUUGCUGUUUCCUGCUUCAAAAUCAUCAUGUAUUCUAUACAGGCACAAUAUUCCCAUCAUGUAAUACAAGAAAUUCUUGGACACCUUGAUGUUCGCAAAAGGGACUCGCCACGAGUUCGUGCUGGCAUUAUUCAGGUUCUUUUGGAAGCAGUUGCAAUAGCAGCUAAAGGAUCAAUCGGUCCAACAGUUCUGGAGGUUUUUAAUACCUUGUUGAAGCACUUACGCAUCAGUGUUGACUUUGAGCUGGGUGAUAGGCGCAGUUCAGCAGGGAGUGGCACUUUCAGCACAAGCUCCAAGGAGAGCGACGAGAGGAUUGUCCAGAAUGCUAUUAUUCAAACAAUUGGUGAGUACUGGCAGUAACAUAGGCUCACUUAAAAUUCCUGCCCCGCUCCC